AUGAGUGCACAGUGGGCUUAUAGUCAACAAACAGCUGAAAAUGCCACUCUGUUUCAGUUAGUUAUACAAAAAAUCAUUUUCGUCGCUUUGUGCCUUGGGGUAGCAGUUGCAGCUCUUCCCUUACAGCAGCAACAACACCGUCUAACCCGUGAUGUAUCCGAAAUUGUAGCAGCCGAACCAGCGAAAGAAUAUCUGCCGCCGGCACCUGUGGCUGCUGAAUCUCUGAAAAGCAUCUAUUUGCCACCAGUUGAAUCAGUGGGAGCAGCAGAACCAGUGCCAGUUGUUGCAGAAGAAUCGUCGCCAGAUACCCGCGAAACCAAUGCUGCAGAAGAAGCUGAAGUUGUGGAAGCCGCCACCGAAGCUGUGCCUGAAACAGCCGUGUUCGGUGAGAAUGGCUACGAAUAUCGCACUGUACGCAAGCUUAGACUACGUCAACGUCGUGAUGUCUCCCAUCUGAACCUUGGCUAUCUGCCACCAGUAGCGAAUCUGCGCUUACCAUCCACAUAUUUGCCACCACAAUUGGAUGUACCACAAGAAUUACCACAAUUGAAAAUUUCUAAUGAAUAUUUGCCGCCAGUGAAUGAAGAGUUAGUAUCUGAAGAGCCCACAACUGAAGCAGUUGAUACUGAAGCACCGGAAACGGAAGUACCAACCACCGAAGCACCCUCUACAAGAGAAGCAAUGUCCGUAGAGACAGCUGUUUUUGCUGAUGAUGGUUACCAUUAUAAAAAGCCAGCAGUUUCACCCGAUCUAGGUAUGGAACCUUUGGUAAAAGUGGCUGAACCCGAUACAGCGCCAGAUGUACCAGAAGGGCCUGUAGCACCAGAAUCACAGCCAGAAUCAGUAGAGGCAGCUGAAGUUGAAUCGGCACUUGAACCCGAACAGCAGCCAGCAGUUGAGCAAACUUCAGAAGAAGAACAAAUAAAUGAAGUUGAGCCAGAACUCGCCUAUCUACCACCACUUGAACCAGGUGUAGUAGAGGCGCAGGGUCCAGGACAGGAAACAUCUGCCCUUCUUGACGAUGGCUAUCAUUACCGUGCUGUGAAGCGCGUCAGAUUUUUCUAGAACGGAAAGAUUGCAUCAU
Molecule: messenger RNA, 1084 nt
Organism: Anastrepha ludens (Mexican fruit fly)
Lineage: Eukaryota; Metazoa; Arthropoda; Insecta; Diptera; Tephritidae
Product: periaxin-like
Exons: 2
Coding region: 1-1065 (354 amino acids)
Source: RefSeq, a predicted model, not a curated record